Cokeromyces recurvatus is the source of this 1179-nucleotide messenger RNA. Its product is annotated as nucleophile aminohydrolase. The record is from RefSeq and is a predicted model, not a curated record. NCBI's taxonomy places the organism in Eukaryota, Fungi, Mucoromycota, Mucoromycetes, Mucorales, Mucoraceae. The coding region runs from base 23 to 700 and encodes 225 amino acids. Gene Ontology annotation, cellular component: proteasome core complex. The transcript has 4 exons.
CUUUUAUAACAAGAAUUACGCAAUGGAAACAAGUACAACAGUACCUAUUGAACAUCGAUUUGAACCUUAUGAUGAUAAUGGAGGUACUUCAUUGGCAAUUGCAGGAAAAGAUUUUUGUAUUAUUGCCUCUGAUACAAGACAAAGCACGGGUUAUAGUAUUAAUUCCAGAUAUGCGCCUAAAGCUUACAAAUUAACAGAGACUUCAGUUAUUGCCAUGAAUGGCUUUCAUGCGGAUGGUUUAACUUUGAAAAAAGUUCUCGAACAAAGAUUAAAGUGGUAUAAAUUUAAUCACGACAAGGACAUGUCAGUUACUGCUUUGGCACAAAUGUUAUCAAUCACAUUGUACCAAAAACGUUUCUUCCCUUAUUACAGUUUCUGUGUGUUAGGUGGAGUUGAUGAAGAAGGCAGAGGUGCUGUCUUUUGUUAUGAUGCUAUUGGAUCUUUUGAACGUGAAUCAUGUCGUGCCAAUGGUUCAGCUGCAUCCUUAAUUCAACCUUUUUUAGAUAAUCAGGUUAAUAAAAAAAAUAUGGAAAAUACAACUUUUCAAGAUAUGGAAUUAGAUGAGGCACUCAAAAUUGUAAAAGAUGCAUUUACUUCUGCUACAGAACGUGAUAUUUAUACUGGUGACAAUCUUCAAAUCUUUAUUGUUCGUAAAGACAAACCAGUUGAAAUUCAACUUCAUCCUUUAAAGAAAGAUUAAAUAAAUGUCUUAUAUUUUUUGUUUUUUAUUGUUUUGAGCAAAAGUUGUAGGGGUUGUGUCUGAUGAUAUGAAGAGUCGCUUAUUAUUUUUUAUAUCGCUUGUAUAUUCAUUACCAGCAUAAAAAUUACUUGUAUCAUCAUGAAAUUUACCUAUUGGAUAGCAUUGUCUAUUUUGUAAAGGAGGUGAUGUAGUAAAUGGCUGUAUUUGAUUAACAAGUAACUUUGUUGAAGAUGUUUGUAUUGAAAUAACAUCCACCAUCAUCCUUUCUCUUCUCCACAUUAUUAAGUAUAUUUUUAUAUGUACGUUUAAAUAGAGGCGUAUGUAUGUAUGUAUAUAAUAUAUUUGUGUAUAUACAAAGAAAGAAUAACUACAAUAAAAAAAGGGAAAAAGGGAAAAAAAAAUAAAAUAAAAUAAUAAUAGGAUAAUAGAGUAGUAAAAGGCUUGAUGAAUAAUUCAUAAUGACUGCUUUUUUAAAAUGA